Molecule: messenger RNA, 3470 nt
Organism: Thlaspi arvense
Lineage: Eukaryota; Viridiplantae; Streptophyta; Magnoliopsida; Brassicales; Brassicaceae
Source: the annotation of a GenBank genome assembly
UCUCUCUCUCUCUCCAUUUUCGUUAAUUAGCGGUUUAAAAAGAAAGACAAAAUUAAACCUUAAAAUCGCAAAAAAAAACAUUUUAAUUUGUUUAUUAGUAGUCCAUUCUCUAUCUCGAGAAGAACCAGAAACAUCCCACUGAUCUCUCUCGAAACAGUUCUUCCUUUUUUACAGAGUCAAAUACAAAAACGCAGUGAAAGCGACAAACUAUCCGUGACCUCCUCGAUUCUUUUCUGGUUUUUUUUCGGAAUUUUUAUCCAAAUUCCCUCUUUUUUUCUCCAUUUCUCUUUCACGUGAUCAUAUACUUUCUUUUGUUUUGUGGUAGACAUUGCUUAAAUCUUCGGGACUCUUUUGCUUUAUUACUCUUUAUAAAUAUCACCCCUCAUUACUCUCUCUUUCAAUUCAAAUCUCUUCCAACGAUCUUAAAUCCUCUUCCAACUCUCUGUAUAAUGGGUUCUGAGUCUUUUCAUUCUGUUCGUGGAGUCUGAAUUUGGGAAUCUGAAUUUGGGAUUCUGGGGUUUUGGGUUUCGAAUCUGAACAGUACAGAAUCUUUCUUCUUACAUACUUUUUUUUUAGUUUGGCUUGAUUUUGUUUCUUUAAGACAAAAAGAGAAUGGGUAAGAUGAUGUCUGGUCUCAUCAUAACCAUUUCUCUACUAUGCACAAGCUUUCUUGUUUCUGUCGCAAAAGAGUGCACAAACACUCCUUCGCAGCUCUCAUCGCAUACUUUCCGCUACGACCUCCUGCAAUCGAACAACGAUUCUCUCAAGACAGAGAUGUUCUCUCAUUACCAUCUAACACCAACUGAUGACACAGCUUGGUCUAGUUUGUUGCCAAGAAAGAUGCUGAGAGAAGAGGAAGAUGAAUAUGGUUGGACUAUGAUGUAUAGGAAGAUCAAGAACUCAGAUAACGCCGCUGGUAGCUUCCUCAAGGAUGUUUCUCUGCACGACGUUAGGCUGGACCCAGACACCUUCCACUGGAGGGCUCAGCAGACAAACCUUGAGUAUCUGUUGAUGCUGGAUGUUGAUGCUUUGUCCUGGAGCUUCCGCAAAGCAGCUGGUCUUGAUGCUCCAGGAAAUUACUACGGAGGAUGGGAGAGUCCAGUCAGUGAACUCCGCGGCCAUUUCGUCGGUCACUAUUUGAGUGCAACAGCUUAUAUGUGGGCAAGUACUCAUAACGAUACUCUCAAGGAGAAAAUGUCGGCUCUUGUCUCAGCUCUAUCUGCUUGCCAGCAGAAAGUUGGCACAGGGUAUCUCUCUGCUUUCCCUUCCAGUUUUUUCGACCGGUUUGAAGCUAUAGUUCCUGUAUGGGCUCCUUACUACACCAUUCACAAGAUUUUAGCCGGUCUGGUGGAUCAGUACAAGUUGGCUGGGAACACUCAAGCUCUGAAAAUGGCAACGUGGAUGGCUGAUUACUUCUAUGUCCGUGUUCGUAAUGUGAUAAACAAGUACAGCGUUGAACGACAUUGGCAAUCACUAAACGAGGAGACUGGUGGCAUGAAUGAUGUCCUCUAUCAGAUCUACAGCAUCACUGGAGAUUCCAAGUAUUUGCUGCUCGCGCAUCUCUUUGACAAGCCUUGCUUUCUUGGGGUGCUUGCGAUUCAGGCCGAUGAUAUAAGCGGAUUCCACUCUAACACACAUAUUCCCAUUGUUGUUGGAUCCCAACUCCGGUAUGAAAUCACUGGUGAUCCACUCCAUAAGGAAAUCUCAAUGUUUUUCAUGGACAUAGUUAAUGCGUCUCACAGCUAUGCAACUGGAGGAACAUCAGUCAACGAGUUCUGGCAAGAUCCGAAGAGAAUGGCGACCACGCUGCAAACUGAAAACGAGGAAUCAUGUACUACUUAUAACAUGCUCAAGGUCUCUAGGAAUCUGUUCAGGUGGACAAAAGAAGUUAGUUAUGCAGACUAUUACGAGCGUGCUUUGACUAACGGCGUGCUCGGAAUUCAAAGAGGAACCGAGCCUGGACUGAUGAUCUACAUGCUCCCAUUGGGCAAAGGUGUUUCUAAGGCCGUGUCUUAUCACGGUUGGGGAACGCCCUAUAACGCCUUCUGGUGUUGCUAUGGCACUGGAAUUGAAUCCUUUUCAAAGCUUGGAGAUUCCAUUUAUUUUCAAGAAGAUGGUGUAUCUCCAGCUAUUUAUGUCACCCAAUAUAUAUCAAGCUCACUCGACUGGAAAUCUGCUGGUCUCUUGCUAUCUCAGAAAGUUAAACCCGUUGUGUCGUGGGAUCCGUACAUGCGUGUGACAUUCUCUUUCUCUUCUUCCAAAGGGGGAGUGGGGAAGGAGUCGACUUUGAAUCUAAGAAUUCCAGUCUGGACAAACUCUGAAGGUGCCAAAGUGUCUUUGAAUGGCCAAGCCCUGAAAGUACCAGCUUCAGGCAAUUUCCUAUCAAUCAAACAGAACUGGAAAUCCGGUGAUCAAGUAACGAUGGAGCUACCGUUGAGUAUCAGAACAGAGGCUAUAAAAGAUGAUCGGCCUGAGUACGCAUCUCUUCAGGCCAUACUCUAUGGCCCCUACUUGUUAGCCGGACACACGAGCAGAGACUGGAGCAUCACAACAAGUCAGGCUAAAGAUGGAAAAUGGAUAGAAUCUAUACCUGAAACUCAUAACAGUCACCUUGUCACACUCUCACAACAAUCUGGAAACAUAUCUUACGUCUUGUCAAAUAGCAACCGAACCAUCACGAUGCAAGUAUCGCCUGCGCCAGGGACACAAGACGCCGUUGCCGCGACUUUCAGGCUCGUGAGUGCUGGUUCCAAAGGACGGAUUUCGGGUCCAGAGGAGCUAAUUGGAAGCCAGGUCAUGAUCGAACCGUUUGAUUUCCCUGGCAUGCUUGUGAUGCAAGCAACUGAUAGCUUCCUUGCGGUUCAAGAUUCUUCUUCUGCCGCCCAAGAAGCUUCUACCUUUCGAUUAGUAUCUGGAGUUGACGGGAAGGCAGGAAGCGUUUCGUUAAGGCUAGAGAGCAAAAAGGGUUGUUUUGUGUACAGCGAUCAAACCCUAAAGGCGGGAUUGAAACUGAUGCUUAAAUGUGAUUCGGAUGCGACUGAUGAGAAGUUUAAACAGGCAGCAAGCUUUAGGUUAAGGAAAGGAAUGAGUCAAUACAAUCCAAUGACUUUCGUGAUGAGCGGAUCACAGAGGAACUUUGUGUUAUCGCCAUUGUUCAGCUUAAGAGAUGAAACAUACAAUGUGUACUUCAGUUUACAAAAUUGAAGAAAGAAAAAGUUAAAAACUCCUUCAAGUACAUUGGGAGAAAAAUAAGAAAAGUCUUACGGAAAUAGCUAUAAGGGUUGUGUUUAGAUGUUUAGCCUCUUAGGUGGUUUGUGUUAUGCAAUUUAAUCUACAAAUGUAUGAUGUUCCAUGUUAUUAAUUACAAUAAUAUAUAGACAAGGUUUUUUUUAUAUAAAUUGUGAUGAUAAUUAUUGCACAUCUUUAUUGUAUAAUUCUUGAAUGUGAAACAUUCUAAAAAUAGAGCAGAC